Messenger RNA from Pomacea canaliculata, 6212 nucleotides. RefSeq names its product leupaxin-like. The transcript is spliced from 11 exons. Bases 263 to 2134 code for a protein of 623 amino acids. Lineage: Eukaryota; Metazoa; Mollusca; Gastropoda; Architaenioglossa; Ampullariidae. The record is from RefSeq and is a predicted model, not a curated record.
CAGAAAGUUCCAACAUGGCAGCCGACGCUUGUAAGCUCUGGAAACUUAUGACUUUGGGUUGAGUACGUGUACUACUGACAAACAUAUGCUACACUUGGCAUAGUGCUUUCCGCUCUGGCAGCUCCAAGUUAUUUGACGCCGCUUCGUGACCUCAAAGCCUCUCGCUACCGGUUCAUAGGUCGUGCCCUUUGCUUUUCCCGGCGCACGGUGUAAUAGCUUGCGGAAGUUGUGAAGAUUGCUAGUAAGGGUUUUCCUGAAGUUGAUGCAAAGUGAACACGACACACAGUCAGCUAAGGACGGCGAACGCACAUAUACGAAACGCGUCAUGGAUGACUUAGACGCCCUCCUAGCAGACUUGCAGAGUACAACGCAGCACAUCUCUUACCAGCACAGCCAUCCGCCGCAGCCCAGUUCGUACCAGCAGUACCAUCACCAUCACCAGCAACAUCCCUACGCCUACUCUAGCGCCAACGACAGCCCCUACGGCAGCGGUCCGCGGAUCGUGGUGCGCAAGAGCGACAGCUCCGCCUCCUCGCAGGAUUCACGAGAGUCCACCCCGCCCCUGCCUCCGCCCCCGGCUCUGGAGCUGUUGGACAGUGUCCCGGCGUACCGCACACCCGAUCCUAUUUAUGAGCCACAAACUUUCCAUGUAAGGGAGGCAACACCAAGUUCUGACAGCUCUGACUCGAGAGCACUGACAGGCUUUGGAGUAGCAGAGGAUCGUCCCAGAAUGUCUGCCUUGAGCAGCAAUCUUUCUGAGCUGGACCAGCUCCUGCAGGAUCUCAAUUCUGCCCAAUUUCUGGCGGAAGUUGACCGCAAGUCAGUAUCCACAAGAGGAAGUGAGCCAAGUGUAGUGAAUGGGGUGUCCAACAGUGUUGUCAUUGGCAGCAGCAGUGGUGGAGGAAGAGGACCUCCUCCAGUUGCACCUAAACCUACCAAACCUACUGAGCGAGCAACGGUAGAAAGCUUGUUGGAAGAACUUGAGAGUUCUGUGCCUCCUGUCCAGAGCCAUGGUUAUCAAGAAAUAACCACAACUCGAACUGCUUCUCAACAUUCCUACCAAACUAACGCUGGUCCACAUGAAAUCCAGCAAGCUGUGUCUUUAACACCAGCCAGUCACGGCCAGCAUCUUCCUCACCAAGCUGCAUCAACUGCCACAAAAGAACUGGACGACCUGAUGGCAUCUCUUUCAGAGUUCAAGAUGCAGAGCACAACAGGGCAAGCAGAUAAUUCCUGGGUGCAGUCAGAACCUGCUUACGCAAAGCCAGUGAAGAGUCGCUCACUGUCCAGCCAGUCACCAACCAGUCCACCAUCUUCCAAUCCAAUGAGCCCAGUGCAGACCACCCCAGCCUCCAACCUGGACACCAUGCUGGGAGAUUUGCAGUCAGACUUGAAUCGGCAGGGAGUCAACAUAAAAAAGAAGGGCGUUUGUGCUGCAUGCAACAAGCCUAUUGUUGGACAAGUGAUUGCAGCGCUGGGAAAGACAUGGCACGUAGAGCACUUUGUGUGUGCUCACUGUGAACAGCCACUGGGGACAAGCAACUUUUAUGAGCGAGAUUCUUUGGCAUACUGUGAAGUGGAUUAUCACAACCUGUUUGCUCCGCGCUGUGCCUAUUGCAAUGGACCCAUUGUAGAUAAAUGCAUCACAGCCUUGGAGAAGAUGUGGCAUCCAGAACACUUCUUCUGUGCGCAGUGUGGUCGGCAGUUUGGAGAUGAGGACUUUCACGAAAAGAAUGGCAAGGCCUACUGCAGGGAGGAUUAUUUCCAAAUGUUUGCUCCCAAAUGUGGUGGCUGUGGCAUGCCAAUCAUGGAGAACUACAUUUCUGCUCUGAACAGACAGUGGCAUCCACAGUGCUUUGCUUGUUGGGAAUGUCAAGCACCAUUUGGGACAGGAAGUUUUUAUGACCAUGAGGGUCUCCCAUACUGUGAGACACACUACCAUGCCAAGAAGGGGUCUCUGUGUGCUUCGUGCCAGAAGCCCAUCACAGGCCGGUGUAUUACUGCCAUGUUCAAAAAGUUCCACCCAGAACAUUUUGUAUGUGCCUUCUGCCUCAAACAACUUAACAAGGGAACUUUUAAGGAGCAGAAUGACAAGCCUUAUUGCCAUCCCUGUUUUGUCAAGCUCUUUGGAUGAAGCUUUUAUAAUCUAAAAUAGCAAACGAAAAAGGGAAGUUCAUUUUGCACAUUCUGUGUUUUCUUCUCUUUAUUUUUUUAUGAAAGAUGGGUGGCGUUACCAUGGUAAUGACAUUGACAAAAACUUGAGAAGGGUGGGUGAGUUAAAGUUUUAUUCUCUUUUCACUCUCUUUGGUGACCAUAGCUACAAGUCUCAGGUUUGCUCACUGAAAAUAGUUUUGUUCAUGUGUGUUGUUAACAGUGACCUUAUGACCUUUAUCUCAGUCCCACACCUGAUGACUUUACUUCCCAUGACUUGCCAAUCUGACCCUCUUCCUUGUACUCCAUGUUUAAUUUAGUGAAUGUAUUUUGGAAAUAAAAUUAUUUUGCAUAUUUAUAUUUCUGGUAGAUACAAAUGGUGGGAUUUACAAUAAAAGAGUCCCCAGUCAUCUUGACAAAUCGGAAAACUGUCAUACUUAUCAAAUAUGCCUUGGAGUCUCUCUGUACUUACCCAGGUGAUGAAUUCAUUCAAACCAUUACAGGGGGCAUGUACACAAGUAGUCAUACAAACUGUUGCACAAAUUACCUUUAUUACCAUCCUUUUACUCUCACCAGAGGCUUGCAUGUAAUCCAUACACAAGCAUAAAAUCAUCUUAAAGUUAUUUUGUGAUUGGCAUUAGUAAAAGUGAAAAGAAAGACUUGUACAUUUCUGUAUUUUGUCCACACUAGUGCGAAGAUUAUGGAACCUGUUCUGGUUACAUGUAUAGGAAGGAAAAGAUUCCUUGUUUUCAUGAAGGGUGGUAGUUUGUGUAGCUCUUUUUCUAUUUCAGUUAUGUGUUGGGGGAAAGAUUUGGUCAGUAAAAUGGAAAAGAAUGCUGCAUUUAUGAAUAAGUACAGAUGAUGAAAUUACUUAUUGUCUUAGUAUGCAGUUUAUUUGAAGGUGAAAAAUGCAAAGCCAGGUUACUGAUAUGUGCAGUACUGACAAAGAGGUGCGUAUGUGGUAUAUAAAUUGGGAUUUAGGGAAUUUUGAGAAAGGAAACCACAGGAGAAAUAAGAAAUGCAACAGUCUUUGCUGAUGAAAUAUCAAAAGUUGAGAUAAAUGUUCCCAUCCACCCACUACUCCCCGCUAUCCACCCUCACCACCAUCCAAAAAAGAAACAUAUUCUCAUUGUAAAGGGAAAUUGAUAGAGUAUUAACCUGAACAAUCUUCCAUAACAGAUUCUCAACAUACCCACUUUCCAGUCUCUCAGUCUGAUUUCUUGCAGUUCUUAGGUUUGAAAAUAGUUGUUUUUUAUUGUUUUGUUUCGAUCAUCCCUUAGCAGAGGUGAGACAACAGUGCAGGAUAUAGAAGUAAAGUAUAAAAUAGAGGUAGGAAGCAGAAAGGGGGAUGUGGGUGUGGAGUGGGGAUGAAGUGAUGUUCAAGAAACCACAAGGUAUGCCACCAUGACUUAAAAAACAAAAAUUGACUUCACUACAGACAAAAACUCUGGAAUACAAACAUCACUUUUUUACAACUCUACAAUGAUAAACUGUAUGUUACUGUUGUUGUUCUUUAAAUAUGUACACACAUGAUAAACUUUGCUUUUAAAUAUGACAGUUAUAAACACAAGCUGUCUGUAACCAAGAUGCGCCUCCAAUCUGUCUUGAGUUUAGUAAGGUGUACUAACAAUCUAUGGAUAAAAGCAUGAUGCAACUACAAGCUCAUGAAAGUUUGGUCUGUGCUUGUAAACAUGAGCAGUGUGUGCUGUACUGCUGAUAUAAUGCUUGCUCAAGUGCAUCUUAUGUCACUUUAGCAUUUAUUACAUUUACUGGCCAUCUUUGUGUAUCAGACUUCGUUGGUUUGAGGGGCAUACAAAUAUAUUUGUGUAAAGGCUGUUGUAUGUGAUGUCCAUACAUAAAUUCAGAGUUGCUUCUACAGUGCUAUGUACGCUUGCCUGUGUGAUAAAGGAAUACCAGUUACAUUUUGUAUGAUGUUCUCUAGGGUAUUGGCUGUGGUCUAGGUUUCAGACUGAAGGCCUGUGCAUAUGUUUAUUUACUAUGAAGUUGCUUUGUAAGCAUAUCUGAUUGCAAGUGAAGUUUACUUGCAUGUGUCUUUGACAGUUCAGGGAAUAGUGGUUGGGUUCUGUUAAGCAGGCUUGCUUGAUAGCACUGCUGCAAUGAAAAACAUGGAUUUUUACAAAGUUUCAAAUUUUGUAACCUCAAAUGAUUAGAGGUAAACCUAUGAGCAAAGCUGAGCUUUGCUCUAUUUUUCUGAUGGAAAAAUUCUUGGAUACCAACAUGUCACAAGCUGACGAAGAAAUUUUAACCACUUUGAUUCAGGUAAAGAUGCAAAAAGUGAUCUCAUUACCUCUGGCCCUUUGCACAGUACACAUUAUAUCAUCAGGAUGUGUCAAGAGUCUUUCUCAAGCUGAUGCUGGCUUCAUGUUUUCUCUGCAUAGACUGAUGCUGAGAGGAUCAACCAUAAUUGUCAAACCUUGUGCAUUAGAAGCAGACCAUUUAAGUGUCCUCAUAAAAUAGAUCUAUGUGGUUAAGUGAUUAAUUAUAGAACACAGAAACAUAUUUAACUGAUAAAUAAGGUUGAUACUGUCAGAAAAUGUAUUUAUGGAAGAUGUAGUUUUUUGUGUUCAAGAGAUGGCCAUUUUACUGUUUUUGGCCAAAUAGGUGGAGAGUGAGUGGGGUGUAUGCCAUGUAUGUCUUUCAUCGCAUAUUGUAAAGUGCAUCUUAAAAUGGACAAAGUGGUAUCAAACUAUGUUAAUAGUUGCUCUCACCAUACUUACUAACUGUAUUUUGUUAAAGAAAUGCUGGUUUAUUUUAGUCAGUAUUAGCAGUGGGCAUUGAUGUGACUAUUGAUCUGAUAAUUGAUGAAGUUUGUCUUUAUGCAUUCUUUUUCUAAUGCAGAAGCCUUUCCAACCACUGUUUGGUAGUGAGAAUAGCGGUAUACAUCUUACAUAAUCACGUGCUUCCAUUAUGUUUGUGGACUUUGUUUUCCUUGUCACCCAACACAGCACUAAAUCGAGCACUGUAACUAAAAUAUUUGUUUUGAGGAAAAUGUUACAGUGUUGACAGCACAGGCGCCACUUCGUUUUACUUUUAAAAAGGCUUGAAAAGGGACUAAAUGGAACCCUUGGUAUUCUGGCCUAUAAUUUGUAAAUAAAGCUAUAUUGAUUGCCAAAAUAUUUAAGAUCAUCUCGCCAGAUUGUGGGUACAUCUCAGAAUUGGUUUCUUGUAAAAAUGUACAACAGUGAAGCAACACAAGUGGCUCUGAUUCAGCUAUGUGACCUGGCAUGACUCCCACCUAGAUGUGUGGAAUGGGGUCAAUGUUGAAAUGGACAGAGGAAGAACUGGCUUGCAAAUGUGAAUGUGUAUAGUGGUCUUUCUCUGCUCACUACCACUCAAGACUGGUCUAAGUGGCACAACUCAUUAGCUGCUUCACUGCAUCUUUCCAGUUGUCUCCCCUAAUGACCAGCUCUUGUAGACCAGCAUAACCAUUUAUUAACUGGUACCAGUCAAGGGAUGAACAAAUGAAUAAAUGUUUUCUUAGGUAGGAGGUCAUACCUCUUGUAGUUAUUGCUCUUGAAAGUUAAAAGAGAAAACUGCUGUUUGUAUUAGGUUCUUUUGAUAUCAAUAAAAUUGUCACUAUUUUACAGACAACUUUAAAUUUACCACGCUCUAAGAUGCCUUCUUGCUAAAUGUAACUCAAAAUCAUGAUUUUUACUAUGUAAUACAGGCCACUAUAGCUGCCAAAGCCAGUGAGCAUGCAUCGCUGGUCUCCAUAAUGGGUGGCUGAAGCUAGAGUAUUAAUUUUUUUUUAUUUUAACUUUCAUUAUUACUGACAAUUAGGAUCCCGACAUGUUAUCAUUCUGUUAACCCUGUACAGUUCCGUCUGUGUCAUGUCUUUUAGAGAAAUUUCUGUUUAGCAUCUGCCUUUGUGUUUGCUUUUGGUCACGUCUUGCUCGUACGUUCACAAGAAUUUAUGCCCAUUUCAGCAUCACAGCACAAUUUUCACUGCAUGUUACUUCAAUACAGAAUGUUUUGUAGUGUGUUAUUUACAUGUCUUAAAUGUGACACACAAAAUAAAUUUUAUAUUCUGUAUACUAAAA